This is a messenger RNA of Antrostomus carolinensis (chuck-will's-widow), 1129 nucleotides long. Its product is annotated as nuclear mitotic apparatus protein 1. The record is from RefSeq and is a predicted model, not a curated record. Gene Ontology annotation, cellular component: spindle pole; centrosome; spindle microtubule. NCBI's taxonomy places the organism in Eukaryota, Metazoa, Chordata, Aves, Caprimulgiformes, Caprimulgidae. The annotation marks the transcript as partial. Gene Ontology annotation, biological process: establishment of mitotic spindle orientation. Gene Ontology annotation, molecular function: microtubule binding. The transcript has 10 exons.
CCACAGCAGCGAGGAGGGGGAGUCUGUGCUGGAGCAGCCGUUGCCAGAGAGGAUCUCCUUCAUCCGUGGCUUCCUGCAGAAGCACUGCAAGCACAAAUCAGCCACGGAGAACCUGGUCUCAGCACAGAAACUGCUGGAGGGAGAGGAGCUGGCGUUGGCCAAGGUGGCCGUGCUGCUCCUGUAUCACACCUCCAUGAGCUGCAAGAGCCCUGGGGACUGGAAUGAAUUUGACUACAAGACCCAGGUGGAGCUGGCAUCGAUCCUCAGAUUCGUGCUGGACAACGAGGAAAGCCUGAAUGAGAAUCUGGAGAUGUUUCUGCAGAGGAAAGCGCCGCUGUCCUCAUCCAGCACAUCCAGCAGCAGCUCCGAGGAGCACUCCCCGCUGCUCUCCCUCCCACACAAGCGAGAGGUGCGUUUCCUGGAGCUGCAGAGGAUUGCCUCCUCCUCCUCAUCUUCCUCCAGCACCAACAACCUGCUCCCCGGCCCGCCCUCCUCACCCAUGGGGGACGUCAUGCAGACCCCCCAGUUCCAGCUGCGACGGCUGAAGAAGCAGCUGGCUCUGGAGAGAGAGAACCGGGAUGAGCUGGAGGUGGAGCUGGCAGAGAACCGCAAACUCAUCACGGAGAAGGAGGCUCAGAUCACCAUGAUGCAGCAGAGGAUUGACCGCUUGGCUCUGCUCAACGAGAAGCAAGCGGCAGAUCAGCUGGAGCCCAAGGAGAUGGAGGAGCUGAGGGAGAAGAAUGAGAGCCUGACCAUGCGCUUGCACGAGGCCCUCAGGCAGUGCCAGGACCUGAAGACUGAAAAAGGCCAGAUGGACCGAAAAAUCAACCAGCUCUCCGAGGAGAACGGGGACCUUUCCUUCAAGCUGCGGGAGAUCGCCAGCCACUUGGUCCAGCUGCAGGAAGCUCUGAACGAGCUCUCAGAGGAGCACAACGCGGCCCUGGCACAGUCACAGGAGAAGCAGGGGCAGCUGGAGGGCGACCUGCGUGCUGCGCUGCAGGAGAAGAAAUGCUCAGAAGAGAAGAUUGAGAUUCUCCAGGGGAAGAUUUCUCUGCUGGAGGAUCAGCUGGCCAAGCUGGGGGACUGCAGCACCCAGGAGAAGGGAGAGGUCAUGGGGGACAUCCUGAAG